Molecule: messenger RNA, 3300 nt
Organism: Magnolia sinica
Lineage: Eukaryota; Viridiplantae; Streptophyta; Magnoliopsida; Magnoliales; Magnoliaceae
Exons: 2
Coding region: 374-3265 (963 amino acids)
Molecular function (GO): ADP binding
Source: RefSeq, a predicted model, not a curated record
UGCAAACAUGUAUGCAACGUACCCUAUGGCUGGUAGCAAUAAAAACAUCAAAGAGACUCUUUUCUUAAAGAAAGGGGCGGUGCUCAUCAGGUGGACCCCAUGUUAUUAAAGAAGAGUCCUGGACAAGUUUUUUUUUUUUUUUUUUGCUUUUGCUUUUUCUUUUUCUUUUUUCUUUUUAAACCUUUCCCAUUCUACAUGCCCGGUUUUCAUCUUUGGACAGUUCUGAGUGGGGCCACCUGAUGGACAGCUUGGAUCUCAAGCUCAUGUGCUAGCCAGCUAUAUAUAACUAGCUUCCGUCUUGCUAUCUGAAUCACUAGACUCCAAGGCCCUUUGCCAACAAGCCUAAGCUCUGGAGAUAAAGACACACCCACGCAUGGCUGAAAUAGAUGUCUCUGCUGUCCGAAAAGGAGGAGACGGGGCGACAUUCGAGGGAUGGCUAGACAACUUCUCCCCCGACGUAGAACGUGCCGGGAAAAGGCUCUUGCAAUGCUUGAGGAAUCCACAGAUCAGAGCCAUUUGUGUCAGGGGGUAUGAGGGUUUAGGAAGUUGGAGGAUCGUGGAGUAUGCAGCUCGAAAGUUGAAGGGAUCUGAUCUCUUCGAUGUGCAGAUAAUUGUAAAGCUACCAAAAGAGGAUUGGAGUCCUCGAAAUGUGCAGAGGAAAAUUGCAAACAGCUUGGGGAUAAAGGAAGGUGACGAUGAAGACGAUGAUCUUAAAAAGGAUGUACAGAUGGAAGUGUCGUUUGAAAUCUAUGAAUCGCUCAAGGGACAGAGGUUCUUGUUAAUACUAGGAGAUGCGACGCAACGCAUUUAUUUAGACGAUGUGGGUGUUCCAAAUAUUAGAAAUACAAAGGUUGUAUACGUUAGCUCCGAAAGGUUGGAAUCAGAGGAGAUCAUUGAAUUUCAAGACUUUUCCAUAGAUGUGUUACGAGAGGAGGCUGUUACUGUCGCUUCUUCUCCCACCGUUGCUGCCUGUUUCACUCCCCAUGCUGUCCUUGAAUGCUUCUUCUACAUUCUGUUAUUUUCAGUAAGUUUCCCAAGGGGUUUUAGAAUGGUAUUGCCGACAAGGUAUUGGAUUGCAGAGGGAAUUAUGGUUAUGAGAGAGGGAAUUGAAGAAGAAGAGGAUUUGACGACAUUGGAGAAGAAGGUGGAUGCUCUGCUUAUAGAGCUCAAGGCUCGUUCCAUGGUAGAGCAAGGGGAUGCUGAUGUGAGGGUGCCCAAACGUUUAGCUGAAAAAGCUAAAGAUAUGGUCAUGUCGAGUGACAGAAGAGCUUCGACUCAUGGCAAAUGCUGGAUCCAUGAAUAUUCACUACCGACAGAGAACAUUGGCGAGUGGGAAGACAUUCAGAGGAUAGCGAUAUGGAAUCUACGACUUAGUGAUCACCUCCCUCUAACUCUUAAAUUCCCCAAACUCUCCACUCUACUGCUCGAAGGACCCAGUAGUUUUACUACCCUUCCAAACAACUUCGUCUUCGAGCAAAUGCAAGGUCUUCGGGUCCUCAUCCUCUCUUACUUUGAAAUCAGAUUUCUGCCCCUCUCCAUCUCCUCCUUGCACAAUUUAAGAUUCUUAUCUAUAUAUUAUUGUCGUCUUUUAGAGCCUGAGUCUCUCCUCUCUUCCUUGCAAGCUUUGGACAAACUCGAGUUCCUUCAAUUUGAAGAUACUCCUCUGGAAAAGAUACCAGAUGAGUGCCUUCAGUGCAAGAACAACCUUCGAUCUCUCCAUCUCAUUGACACACAGACCAGAUCUCUUCCUUCCUCUUUUCCCCAGCUGCACAACCUCCAGCAACUCUCAGUAACAGGAUGCUCAUCUCUAACGGAAAUUCCGGAGGCUUUCUUUGAGCGUUUGCCCCGGCUUAGGCAACUCAUAUUAACAAAAUGUUCUUCCUUGAAGAUUGAGUUGCUGCCUCACUUACAAAAGCUCUCUGCAGCACUUGAGGUGCUUGACAUCCACUCUUGUAACUCCAUCGAAGACAUAGAAGUGGUUUCUUCUUCUCUUGGAGCUGUCUUGCCAAACCUCCGAAGGCUUGACAUAUCUGGAAUUGAUGUCAUUAAGCAAGUCAUCCUAAAAGGUUGCGGAAGCUUAGAAUCCUUAUCCUUGUAUAAUCUUAUAAGACUUGAUGUGCUUUAUAUUUCAGGCACUCAACUCCAACAGUUGCCUGAUGGUAUCAGCACAGCAUCUCAUCUAAGGCGGCUGGACAUGCUCCACAUGAACCACAUUCACAAGAUCAACUGGGAUGACUUGCCUACUGAGCUGGAAGAGCUCAACUUUGACCAGUGUGGAACCUUUAAUUCACCAAAGGAUGAUGAAAAUCCUAGUGAUGAAGGUGGGGCACGCAUAAGGAUAAGUAAUUACAAGCUUUUACAGUCCUUAAAACCAUCCUCAAAAGUAUUGAGAGAAAAAUGCUUCUCUCGAUUCCAUAUCCACAUCUCUCCUGACCAAGAAGAAGAAGAAAGAAGAAGAGGAAACGGUAUCCAUCUCCAGGGAAGGAAGUCCAUAUACAAGGACAUCAAUUUGAAGGCCCAAAAAUGUAAUUUACCUCUUCCUUCAGGCCAUUUCGACAGGCAUCUGGAGAUACAAGGAGAUAAGAGAUGCACAAACGCUAUUCAGGGGGUUCUCAGUCGUACAGAAUUACUCACAUUGUGGGACAAUGCAUUCAUCCAAGAUCUUGGCGAUGUUGAAAUGCAUGAACUGAGAGAAUGUCUGGUCAAGAGCUGCGAGAAGAUGGAGAUAUUCUUUGGUGGAAAGAAUCAAUGUUUUGAAUGCUUGGAGAAAAUGUGGAUGUCUGAUCUUGCAAGCAUGAGGAGAGUGUGUGAUGGCUUGGGUAGGAUCAUAAGCUUCCCACUCCUGAAGCACAUAUAUCUGGAGCACUGUCCGAGACUCGUCAAUUUCGUCUCCUCAGGUGUAAGCUUGUUGAGCUUGGAAAAGCUCGAGAUCAGAUUUUGCAAUAGACUAGAGUCACUGUUUCAAGGUGAUGUGGUAGUGGACGGCUCUCUCCAACGGCUGCACACGGUGCAUCUGUGGGAGCUACCGAAGCUGGAUAGAAUUUGCAGCGGCAGAUAUUUGCCGGCAUUGAAGAAGCUAACAGUGAGAGGAUGUAGGAAGCUGAAGGAUCUUCCACUUCGAGCCGGCCCCAACAAUGCUAUAAGGGGUGGUGGUGGUGUUCAGGUGAGAGGUGAAAUGGCAUGGUGGGAGAAUCUCAGGUGGGAAGAUGAGAGUACCAAACACGACAUCCACUUCAUAGAGUGGCGCCCUCUUACAAGGCGCUGAAGAUUCUCAUUCUCUUUGGUGGUGUAAUGGACGGU